Drosophila innubila is the source of this 478-nucleotide messenger RNA. RefSeq names its product 40S ribosomal protein S21 (gene RpS21). Gene Ontology annotation, cellular component: ribosome; cytosolic small ribosomal subunit. Gene Ontology annotation, molecular function: structural constituent of ribosome. The record is from RefSeq and is a predicted model, not a curated record. Bases 108 to 359 code for a protein of 83 amino acids. Gene Ontology annotation, biological process: endonucleolytic cleavage in ITS1 to separate SSU-rRNA from 5.8S rRNA and LSU-rRNA from tricistronic rRNA transcript (SSU-rRNA, 5.8S rRNA, LSU-rRNA); translation; endonucleolytic cleavage to generate mature 3'-end of SSU-rRNA from (SSU-rRNA, 5.8S rRNA, LSU-rRNA). NCBI's taxonomy places the organism in Eukaryota, Metazoa, Arthropoda, Insecta, Diptera, Drosophilidae. The transcript is spliced from 4 exons.
AUCGAUACUUUUUUGCAACCCUACAGCGCAGCCAACUUCACUCUUUCUCUUUUCAGCCUCAAUUGACGAGUGUUGGUCGCAAAUUUGUAAAUUAUUACAAAAUCAUAAUGGAGAACGACGCCGGUGAGAAUGUCGAUUUGUACGUGCCCCGUAAAUGCUCGGCAUCAAACAGAAUUAUCCACGCUAAGGACCACGCCUCCGUGCAAUUGAGCAUUGUUGUUGUGGAUCCCGAGACCGGCCGCCAAACUGACGGCACAAAGACCUACGCCAUUUGCGGCGAGAUUCGUCGCAUGGGCGAGUCCGACGAUUGUAUUGUGCGUCUGGCCAAGAAGGAUGGCCUCAUUACCAAGAACUUCUAAACAAUGUACACAUGAGUUGUCAAUAAAGUGAAUUCCUUUUAUAUGUAACGUUAAAUACGUUUUCUUUAAUAUUAUUGGAAUAAAUAAAGUGGCGCCACCGAAUCAUCCGGGAAUGUAAA